AUGUCGCUGACGGUCCGACAGGCUCGGCAGCAGGCUCCUGCGCUGUACAAUGUGCUGCAGGAGAAAGGAAAGAACCUUGACGACACCGAUGAAAUCAUUAAGUUCAUCAAGCCUUUGCUUCGACAAAACCAGCUGAAGCUUGACCAACUCGGCAGUAAGAUCAGGCUAAUGGACUCGGACAAAAAUAGUUUAAAGGCCACCCUGAACCAACUCGACGACGCAACGACGGAAUUCGAAUCACUGUACGUCCACAAGCUGGCGCUCCUGAUCUCAAACCUGCACUCAAUAGCGGAAAAAAUCGGCAGUACGCAAUCGCUGACAAACUCCAUCAUUCUGGAGAUUCCCCAUCCGUACUUCAUUUUCAGUGUUGUUUAAGUUUAUUUCACAUAGGUACGAUUACGAAGUUGAAGUAAAGACUGACGUGACCAUGGCGAGACCUUUGUGUUACAGGCACGUUGUUCUCGACUGUUUACGACGGUGCCACUGUUAUGUGUUUUGUUGACUAGAGAAGUAAGCACUUGCUGCAUUUGACGAAACCUUUGGUCGAACGCAGGUAUUUUCAAGUUCUAGCGCGCGACUACCAACUUCAGUUGGAAAGGCUGAAACACUCGAUCGACGCCUGUGAGACAUCACUAUGAAAUGUAAAAAUGUCUGGGUCUGGAAACUUGUGAUGCUGGGUGGCGUCUCAUGAUGAGGCUACGAAUACUGGCUGAGCAUGACAAGUUUCUGAGCUCCUAGCUGUUGCCUAUUCUGCAUGACAAACCGCGGCUCUGCAUCACAGAAAAACGGGGCUCUUGGGUAACGUGCAUGACAGAUUUAAGAGUCAUGCCAGACAAGCACGACAAACUCAAACUCAAACAUGAAUUCUUCCAGACCCAGACAUUUUUGCAGUUCAUAAUCACUUGUUGGUUACCAAAGGGAAAGACAGGAGGCGCUGGCAGUGAACGAAUUCCAAGAAAGCGCUGUUACGGUACAUUGAUUCAUUUUUUUACCGUUGCGUGGUUUACUGCGAUGAGUGCAUACUUAACCAUAACCAUGAUAGAAAAGUACAGGAAGUGGAAAUUAUUGAGAUCGAAGUCGAACUACUUCUAUUGGCUUGCACAGCUUCGAAAUUCUGUACCACACUCGACACGACAGGGCCGAAAAAUCGAAGUUGCGUUACGUGCUAACUACGCUCAGUUCCGGUCCAUUGCGGGAGAGCUACUAAAGCUCGAGGAGCGUAUGGAAGAGCUGAAGCAAGCCGCGCAAGUCCAGAAAAAUAUCAACCUGCGAAAUCUGGUUCUCGAAACCGGUACCUCUUCCGUAAGCGCAACUUCCAUGACCAACUAUUUUGGCAACAACGGGGUUGCAGCGAACAUGCUAGGAGGCAGUUUGGGCGUUGGGCAACAACCAGGUGGUGCCGGCGCAUUUGCCCAGCAACCAGCUGGAACCGCUGCCCAGCCCGCCAUUGGUGGUGGUAUGUUCGGCGGGCAAAGCAAUGCAAGUCUUUUUGGGCAACCAGGAGCACAAACACAGCCUGCAGCUACGGGUGGAGGUUUAUUUGGAACGCAACCACAGCAGCCAGCGACCGGCGGUGGGUUGUUUGGAAACACGCAACCGCAAAACACCUCCACGGGUGGUGGCCUCUUCGGUAGCACCACCGCACAACAACCAGCGAACACAGGCGGCGGCUUGUUCGGAAGCACGCAGCCAGCCGCACAAAAUACUGGCGGAGGACUGUUCGGCGGUCAACCGGCGCAGCCACAAAACACAGGUGGAGGAUUGUUCGGGGGCCAACCAGCACAAAAUACCGGCGGAGGAUUGUUCGGUAGUCAGCCAGCACCGGCACAAAACACUGGUGGAGGGCUCUUCGGCAACAGCGCCGGUGGCAGCAUUUUCGGGGGCAGAUAG
Messenger RNA from Amoebophrya sp. A120, 1890 nucleotides. The record is from the annotation of a GenBank genome assembly. Lineage: Eukaryota; Dinophyceae; Syndiniales; Amoebophryaceae.